Messenger RNA from Dicentrarchus labrax (European seabass), 4172 nucleotides. It is a transcript of the gene colgalt2b, whose product is annotated as collagen beta(1-O)galactosyltransferase 2b. The record is from RefSeq and is a predicted model, not a curated record. Gene Ontology annotation, molecular function: procollagen galactosyltransferase activity. NCBI's taxonomy places the organism in Eukaryota, Metazoa, Chordata, Actinopteri, Moronidae. Bases 138 to 1988 code for a protein of 616 amino acids. The transcript is spliced from 12 exons.
CUCCACCCACCCUAUCCCCCCUCUUUUACCUUCCUUCCUUCACUCCCCCUCCCACCGUAGCUCACUCCCGCUCUCCCUCACUCACACACAGCUCUCUCGCUCAGUCUCAGGACUCACGGCGGACUCUGGAAGCGAAGAUGCGGGCGCUCGGGGCCGUGGGAGUCGUGGGUGUGCUGUGGGCGCUGCUGGCCGCUCUGGUGCCCGGUGGCGUGUCGGAGCUGGUGACGCUGGUGCAGGAGCCGGUGAAGCACGAGUCUAGCCUGCUGAAGCCAAAGGUUAUGAUCGCCAUUGUGGCUCGUAACGCGGCGCACAGUCUUCCACACCACCUGGGCUGCAUCGAGAGGUUGGAGUACCCGAAGGAGCGCAUAGCGAUCUGGGCAGCAACAGACCAUAAUAUGGAUAACACCACUGCCAUGCUGAGAGAAUGGCUGAAAAGAGCCCAGCAUGUCUACCACUAUGUGGAGUGGAGACCCAUGGAGGAGCCACGGUCCUACACAGAUGAGUGGGGUCCGAAGCACUGGCCUCCUUCAAGGUUCAACCAUGUGAUGAAGCUGAGACAGGCAGCGCUAAAGGCGGCUAGGGAACGAUGGGCAGACUACAUACUAUUUGUAGACAGCGACAACCUGUUGACCAACCCCCAUGCGCUCAACCUGCUGAUGGCUGAAAACCUGACCCUGGUGGCUCCCAUGUUAGAGUCGCGCUCACUCUACUCCAACUUCUGGUGUGGCAUCACCCCACAGGGUUACUAUAAGCGAACCCCAGACUACCAGCCGAUCAGGGAGUGGAAGCGGCUCGGCUGCUUCCCUGUUCCAAUGGUCCACAGCACCUUCCUAUUAGACCUCCGACGUGAAUCCAGCAGGGACCUGGCCUUCUACCCUCCUCACCCAGACUACAGCUGGGCGUUCGAUGACAUCAUGGUGUUUGCUUUCUCGGCACGUCAAACAAAUGUGCAGAUGUAUGUUUGUAACAGAGAGCACUACGGUUUCCUGCCCGUCCCUCUCAAAGCACAGCAGAAUGUGGAAGAUGAAAGAGAGAGUUUCAUACACACCAUUACGGAGGCUUUGAUUGACCACGACAUUGAGCCCUCUGAGCACCUGUUCUCUCUGCCAUCAUCGCAGGACACGAUAGGCUUUGAUAAAAUUUUCCUGAUUAAUCUGAAGCGUCGGCUGGACAGGAGAACGAGGAUGAUGAAAACAAUGGCUACGCUUGGUCUUCAUGCCACGCUGACAGAUGCAGUGGACGGCAAGGCUCUCAAUUCGUCCCAGCUGCAGGCCUUGGGAAUAGAGAUGAUGCCGCACUACAAGGACCCUUACUCUGGUCGAGUCCUGACCCGAGGGGAGAUCGGUUGCUUCCUCAGCCAUCACUCUAUAUGGACACAGGUGUUGGAGCGCGGCCUUGAGAAGGUUCUUGUUUUAGAGGAUGACGUGAGGUUUGAGCCCAGGUUUAAACGACGGAUGCAGGCCAUAAUGGAUGAUAUAGACAAAGCCCAGCUGGACUGGGACCUCAUCUACGUGGGGCGUAAGCGUAUGCAGGUGCAGCAGCCCGAGCAGUCUGUGGAUGGUGUAAACAACCUGGUUGUGGCCGACUACUCCUACUGGACACUUGGCUACGCACUGUCGCAGCAAGGAGCCAAGAAGUUAAUGGCUGCCGAUCCCUUCACAAGGAUGCUGCCCGUCGACGAGUUCCUGCCCGUCAUGUUCAACAAACACCCCAACACUGAGUACAUGACUUACUUUGAGCCGCGGGACCUGAAGGCCUUCUCCGUGGAACCGCUACUCAUCUACCCCACACACUACACCGGAGAGCCGGGCUACAUCAGCGACACGGAGACCUCUACCAUCUGGGACGACGAAGCCGUGGCCACGGACUGGGACCGACAGCAUGCCCGCAAGACGGCCCAGCAGGGUCGCAUUCGCCCUGUGGCGCAGAACAGCGUCACCGGAGACUCACCACCUCCCGCAGCUCGGGCCUCGCGGGAUGAACUCUGAUACAGAGACCUGAAACUCGGAGAGAGAGACUCAUGUUUACUACACCGUGUACACAUUGUGAACGUCAUGUGUACACACACUUGAAAAGACACUUGAACUACAAGCUGAGAUACUGUACAUUCAUUAACACACACACACGCGCCACACACACACACACACACACACACACACACACACACACACACACACACACACCACACACACUGGUGUCCAAAUGGAUAAAAGCAGAGUUAAGAUGUAAGUCUACACUGCUGCCUGAUGAAGGGACACUGCUGAGGAGAGAAAGAAGAGGAAGAAGAAGAGGAAGAAGAGCAGAAGCUGGGACGAGGGCCAGCAGGCCUUUGACAAAAGCUUUAUUUAUUCCCCAUGUGCCUCCUCUGUGCAUGUGGAGACAGUUACGGCCUGAGAAAACUUAAGCAACACAUGGAAGACAGCUAACAUUAUUUGCAGGACGUGAAAGAAAAAAAACGAUCAAAAAACAUUCUCACAAAUCAAUUUUCAUCUUGUUUGUGAAGAUUAUUGUUAUUUAAAAAGAACAGAUGUGUUUUGUUUUUUUUAACGGACAGCGGAGGAAUAAAGGAAUCUUAAAGCUGCCUGAAAACAACUCUUAAGUGUGCGUGUGUGCCCUGUGUGUGUGUGUGUGUGUGUGUGUGUGUGUGUGUGUGUGUGUGUGUGUGUGUGUGUGUGUGUGUGUGUGUGUGUAUGUGUGCGGGUGUGCACAUUGACAUAUUUACAGAGCUGAACAUGUGUGGGAGGAAGGGAGGCUGACAUACCGUACCCAAGAGUGUCACUGCUUCAGAUGAUGUCAGACACACACACACACACACACACACUGAUAGUACAGGCCUUCUUUGCCAAGCAGUAGGGCAAUAGUGGAAGUUAUUAGGCUCAGUGUUUCCAUCAUUGCAGAUAUCUCACUUGCACAGCGGGCUGGUCCUGCUAGUUAGCAUUUCAUAACAUCAGUCAUACAUUAUAUGUAGCCUGUAGGAUGUAUGAUUUGUCCACUGCAGACCCCUGCUUUCAGAAUUUCUGUGUGUUAAAUACUUUGCAAAAAACUGCAUUAAUGGAUUAUUCAUGUCUUCGAUGCAGGCUUGUUCUUCGUUCAGUUGUUGCACUGGGCGAAACCAAUAAAACAGCUUCUCUAUUUCUGUUUUCACUCAGUCUGCAGCAUAAAACCAUCAUUUUACAGUAAUUUGGAUUAUUAUUGUAGUUACUGUAUUGUGUUGCAGAGUUUGUAGACAGAAGCAAAUGAAAAUAAGAGAUCUCAGGCCAGAUUUAAACCCAUGACAGCAAAACAUCAACAAAACUGCACUCUAUGUGGGACUAGAAUCGAGCUUUCAUUUGGUAAUGUACUGUACUGUAUCGGCUGAUUAGCAAGCAUAAACAUGCUGCUGCUGUUCACAUGACCAAAAAUGGAAGACAGACUUUUCCCUAAUUAAACCCUGUGAAAAUAAGCUCUGUGAAAUUUCAGAAAACAGUGGUAAAACAAGAAAGGAGCUGCAACCUCCCAAUAAAUUUAACGUUUGAGCCUUUAUCAUGUAGAGGACGACUCAGUGGGUGUGUUGGCUCCCACUGUUCACUGGCUGAGUGAAAUUCAGCUCACUGUUUUAUAGUUCCUGUCUGCUGUGGGAUCUGACAGAGAGAGAGAGAGGGAUGGAGAGGAGAGAAACGGAGGGAGUGGGAGGUGGUGGGGGUUAUAGGUAAGGUGGAUGAGAAAGAGAAAUGAAGGGAGAGAGAAGAGGAUUGUUGGGCACACAGGAAAAAUAUUUAAAUAUUAAUAUCCUACAGUUGGGUUGAGAUGUGAGACAAAAUCUCGCUAUCUGGUAUUCUCAUUAUUAAAUCGGAUAAAAACGUAAUGUUAUUGCUAAUCCUGCCUCAUGCAACCUUGACCAGACUGUACGUAAUGCUACUGUCAUUGCUAUAAGUGAAUUGCUUUAUCAGAUGCUUCAUUUUACAGGUUUGUUUUCUCAGGUAAUGCUCCAUUUACAUAGUGUGAUGCCAAGAGAAGGAUUACGCUGCCGUCUGCUGGUCAUGUGUGGAAUGGCAACUGGAUUGUACAGCUUUUGCUUUAUGAGGUCCUGUCAAAUUAUACAGCUCAUAUAAUAUGAUACAUGAUAGUGUGUGUUAUGAUUUACUGUUGGUCGAAAUGAAAAUAUUAUAGAUAAUAAAAUAUUUUACAUUGUA